Messenger RNA from Suillus discolor, 225 nucleotides. RefSeq lists its product as uncharacterized. NCBI's taxonomy places the organism in Eukaryota, Fungi, Basidiomycota, Agaricomycetes, Boletales, Suillaceae. The record is from RefSeq and is a predicted model, not a curated record. Bases 1 to 225 code for a protein of 74 amino acids. The transcript has a single exon.
AUGGAUUGCACAGAUGCAUACCGUACAUAUAUAGUCGAGUGGAUAAGGGAUUUGCAAGUAAUCCACCCCCAUGCAAACCAUUGGACCAAUGGUCAUAUGGCAUUGCACGUCUGGGACUACCUGCAACUCUUCGGACCCGUGCGGUCAUGGUGGUGCUUCCCAUAUGAGUGCCUCAUUGGGCAGCUACAGCGGUUGCCUAGCAAUCACAUUUUUGGUAAUAUUUGA